AUGGCAACGAAGGCUGUGAAUGGCAAUGCUUUGACAACAGGCAACACCAUCCGACCGCCAUUCAGACGACAAGGAUCAAGUGUGGCUGCUGGACCUCAACAGAUGACAGUAGCGCUCACGCCGGUUCCAAAAGUUGAUUACUCAGUCACAAAGGGUGGUGCCAGGACUUGGGCAGUUUUACUAGUAUUUAUGUUUUUAUGUUUUUCUAUGUACACAAUAUUUUCUGCAAAAGAAAUGCCAGUCGAUCUGGAUGGAGAUGGACAUACGGAUUUCGAGGAUGAAAUUACAGAAGGAACUUCAUCUUAUCAGAAAAAACAUCGCGAUGAUCCAGCUCAAAAUGAUGAUCAAAAACGGACACAGGAUAAAGGCAAAAAUGAACCUAAAACGAAUGGACAUGCGCCUGAAACGGCGGAUGAUGAUGAAGAUGAUAAUGAAGAUGAUCUUGAAGAUAGGCUCUUUGCUGGAUUACGGAAAAAAAUAGAGAGAAACAUCAAAAAAGUUGCAGAGUUGGUUGAAAAAAAAAUAGAUAAUCGGCAGAAAGAUCAAGAUGUUAACGAUGAUGAUGAUGACGAUGAUGAUGAUGAUGAACCGCAACCACAACGUCAAACUAAGAAAAGGAAAGACAAACAGUUGAAAAAGAAAGCAAAAGAUGAGAUCGAUGACGAAGAUGAAGACAACAACGGAGAUGAAGAUGAUGACGAUGAAGAUGAUGGCGGUAAUAGAAAGGAAGAGCUGAAGAAGUCGACCAUGCGCAAGCUUAACUCUCGACGUCAGAAUCAGAAUAAUCAAAAAGAUAAUAGCAAGUCGGAUGGUGGAAAGCAAGGCAAGAAGUUACUAGAAAAAAAUAAAGAGGCAGAAGCUGACCGUGACGAUGAUGACGAUGAUGAUGACGAUGAUGAUGAUGAUGAUGAUGACGAUGAUGAUGAUGAGGAUGAAAAAAAAAACAGUAAUAGCAGGAAGCUAAGCAAGGAUUUGAAGAGUGAUAAAAAUGAGAAGAAGCGUUCGGAGUUAAACGAUGAUGAUGAUGAUGAUGAUGAGGACACAGACGGAAGCAAAAACUCGGGCAAGAAAGAACCUUUGAAAAAAGUGAAAGUCGAGCCGGAGUCGAAAAGUGAUAAUAAAGCGGAUAAGAAAAACGAUGAUGAUGAUGAUGAUGAUGAUGAUGAUGACGAUGAUGAUGAUGACGACGACGUUUACGGUGAAGAAAAUACAGUUAUGCCUAGAAUCAAAAAACCUGGACGGUUCAAACAUAUCACUCAGCCAUUGAAACAACGGGAAUGUAAUCGGAAACAUUGUCCGAAUAUGGUGGAUGUUACUCCACGUAAAUCAUUAUUGAAAAAGAAGAAGAACCAAAGAACAAACCCGAAGUUGAAUGACUUCAAAGAUGACUUCGAAGAGAGUGACAAUGAGGAAGAGGAUGAUGAUAACAAUCUUAAUGAAAACGAUGAAGAUGAUGAUGACGAAGGAAUCAGUUCUGAAUUUGAAAGUCUUCCAAUACAAGAAGUGGUAGCUGUCAAAAAGUACAAAUCUGUUGGACGCGAAGGGUACAAACGUCAUGCCAUAACCAAUAAAGAUGAUCAUCGUCACAGAGAUGUUUUGGAUAAAGCAGACUUCUUAGUGGAAAAGCACGAUUAUGACGAAGCUAUCGCAUUGUUCGAUUCGGUCAUUCUUCAGCAUCCUGAAUCUCCACGAGCUCAUUUUGGAAAAGCUCGAGCUUAUGAUAUCAGAGCGGAAUACUCUUCUGAUGAGAAGUUCUAUGAUAUGGCAAUGAAAGAAUAUCAAACUGUUCUCGAUAAUGAUGAAACUCCCGAAGCAUUGUUCAGGCAAGCUGGAGAUCGGCUUAUCGACAGAGCUAGAUUUUUGGGACAGUUUCAUAGAUGUUUACAAGCUCAUCGAACAAUAAUCGACAGAUUCCCAGAAGAAAUAGAGUUACAAACAGACUUCGGCCGUACUUUUCUCAUGAUGAAACGGCAUGAUGACGCUCGGAAGAUCUUCCAUGACAUUCUCCAAGUCGAUCAUAAUAAUGCUGUGUCUUUAGCCUAUUACGGAUAUAUACUUAAAGUGGUUGAUAAUGAUAUCGAAAAUGGUGUGAACUAUAUGCGUAAAGGACUCAGAUUAGGUGGAGAAGAUCUUGCUGAUCCUAGAUUCUACUAUCAUCUGGGCCAUGGACUAACGUUCUUGGGACGUGAUGAUGAGGCCUUAGCGGUUUAUGAAAGAGGUGCUGAGCUGGGAAUAUUUUUAUCAGCUAAGCAGAGGUCUAUGCACAAUGUGGACGGCUUGACUGGAAGACCAUGGUGGUCACUGGAACAGACUACUUACACAAAAUAUCUCAAAGCUUUGGAAAGACAAUGGGUUGCUAUCCGCCAUGAAGCCAUUACUGCCUUAACAGAAGAUCCAGACCAGUGGGAGAAUGAGAAUGAUAUUUUCACGUUUGAUGGUAGAUGGGAACAUUUUUCAAUUAUGAAGAAUGAUAAAUUCGAUGAGAAACAUUGUAAAAGAAUUCCACUAACCUGUAGUUUAUUGAAAGAUUUCAAAGAAAUGUCCAAUGCCAUUAAAGGAGGAAUAAAGUUCUCUGUCUUAUCAUCUGGAACAAAAGUUCUUUCACACUGUGGCCCUUCAAACACUCGCUUACAAGCUCAUAUGGGUCUGGUUGUUCCAUCUGAAGCAAGAAUCAGAGUUGGUUCUGAGCAGAAAGGUUGGAAAACUGGUAAAUUCAUAAUUUUUGAUGACUCAUUCGAACACGAGAUGAGCUUUGAAGGAGCUUCUUCGUCCGCAUUCCGAUUAGUUCUUGUUUUGGACUUGUGGCAUCCAGAGAUUGAUGCCCGUCAACGUGUGCAAGAUGAAUGA
Molecule: messenger RNA, 2847 nt
Organism: Auanema sp. JU1783
Lineage: Eukaryota; Metazoa; Nematoda; Chromadorea; Rhabditida; Rhabditidae
Source: the annotation of a GenBank genome assembly